AAUCUUUUACCUACUAGUAGCGCUAUGAGUGAUGGGUGAGUCUAGCACUCGUAAAAUUUCUUGCAGGUUGCUACAGGCGCUUUUUAAUUCUCCGAGUCUGAAGGAACGAUCGUACCGCGCCUGUCUAGGUCGGACCCAGGUAGAAAGCCAUUUGAAACAUAGGCUUAAUCAAGUCUAAAUCACUGUCAGCGAAAAUGUAAAGGCAUCAUGGAUGGACCAUGAGUCAGGCACUGUGGUGCCACUGGUGCUGGGAUGAUGAUCGAUGCCCCAUAUGAGCGUUUACUGGUUGCUAUUCAAACAACUGCUGUGUACAGAAGAUCUCAAAUGUCAAGAUCUGGUGGCUAAAUUAUCUGGCUUUUAUGUAUGCUUGGUCCCAUUGCAAGUUUCGAUGACAGCCAGCAACAUGUACCACCGGUCAAGCAGAUCCUUAGAGAAAGCUCCUCGCAGGAGACAGCAGGACGACUCAUGGUCCCAGGUCUUCAGGCCUCCAGCGAACGAGAGCAUGGAAGAGCGUACGGAGAGAAUGUAUCGACAACAGGAAGCACAGCGGAUAUCCCGGGAAAUUGACGAGAGCAUCCAAGAGUCACGGAAAGUGCUCGAAAGGAAGAAGAAAGCUAUCAAAGUUCUCCUCUUAGGACAAUCCGAGUCGGGCAAGUCUACAAUGUUGAAGAACUUUCAGCUUGCUUUCAGUCCAAAUCACUUUUCGAAUGAAAGACGUAUAUGGAAGGCUGUUGUACAACUGAACUUGAUAGGUUCCGUCAAGAAACUGCUGGCAGUACUCGACCUCGAACUCAAUGAUACCUCCAGACUAUCGCGCCCUCCUUCAUCUAGAUCCGGACCAAUGUCCCCUUCGAGUACACCAUUGACAGAUAAUCAUCGGCGUAUCCGCUUACGAUUGUUGCCGCUUCUCUCCAUGGAAUCAAACCUGACCCGCCAAUUACUUCCUGAACACUAUGACCCGGAGCGGUCACCAGAAAUACGUGUACGCGCUGGCAGCGGAUGGAAGGUCACAUUAGAAAGGGCCGUUUCUGUUGGCUCCCCUCCUAUGGAUCAUGCAGUAAACAUGCGUCGACCUAUAACCUCUGAUGGCAGGAAUAAAGACGAUCCAACUACGGUGCUGGCAGCGUGUCGAGAUGAUAUAAUCGCUCUUUGGCAAGAUUCAGUGGUUAGAGGUGUUCUCAAGAAGCGUGGCGUUCGCCUGGAGUCUACUCCAGGCUUCUUUCUUAACGACGCAGCCCGAAUAGCUGAUUCAGGAUAUGAACCAACUGAAGCCGACAUUGUGCGUGCCCGCCUACGGACAUUUGGUGUGGAGGAACAUAGGUUCCUUAUGGAAAAUGGGUCUGAGUGGUAUAUAUAUGAUGUGGGCGGCAGCCGAAAUAUGCGGCCUCAAUGGAUACCGUAUUUCGAUGAUGUACAGGCCAUUAUUUUCCUCGUCCCGCUGGCUUUCAAUCAAGUUCUAGAAGAAGACAACAAAGUAAAUAGACUUGAAGACUCUAUCUACCUCUGGAAAGAGGUUUGCGCGAACCCUCUAUUAGCCCGUGCCAACGUGAUACUAUUCCUGAACAAAAUGGAUAUUUUAGAGGAAACUCUCGCAGCAGGUGUUCGCGUAGAAACUUUCGUUCCAAGUUAUGGAGAUUCACCAAAUGACGUGUAUCAUGUCACAAGAUGUAGGCCAUUCCAAUUCCGUUGCCUACGUAGCCUUUUACCUUUUACUUACAAUAUCACCCUGAUAGAUUUCAGAGAGAAAUUCCGAGCUUAUCAUAAACGAUUAUCUCCAAAACCUCGCGCUUUCUUCUGCCAUGAAACAUCUGCUAUUGACACUAAGGCCACUCAGGCCGUGUUGCUUGUAGUUCGAGAAGGGAUCCUCCGCCAUCACCUAGAGAAGCUGAACGUCAUCUAAUAUCAGAUUGGACUAUUUAAAACUAUCUAUUCAUUUUGGUAUAUCUGUACACUAAUCUUUCUUGUGGUCAACUGCAGGCUCUGAAGGCUCGCCAUGGGCAUCAAUAUACAAUAGUCAUGUACGAAAUAACGUACUUGUAUCGCUACAGCAGAGUUAUUUUGCCAAUAGGUAUUCACAUGUGUAUGUGAUGUAUGAUAUGUCAUGUGGUACAAGUUCCCACUGUUAUUUGCUUCGAAACCUCACCGGUAUGAGGCCUCACCCCGCAUAGAUAAGUACAAUCUCGAUAUGGUGUACCACAUGUAAAUGUGAAGACAGGUCAAGAGAUAGGUCAACACAAUGUACACCAGGGAUAGAAGAUUGACUA
Messenger RNA from Serpula lacrymans var. lacrymans S7.9, 2264 nucleotides. RefSeq lists its product as uncharacterized. Gene Ontology annotation, molecular function: GTPase activity; G-protein beta/gamma-subunit complex binding; guanyl nucleotide binding. The transcript is spliced from 15 exons. Gene Ontology annotation, biological process: adenylate cyclase-activating G protein-coupled receptor signaling pathway. Gene Ontology annotation, cellular component: heterotrimeric G-protein complex. The coding region runs from base 263 to 1900 and encodes 545 amino acids. Lineage: Eukaryota; Fungi; Basidiomycota; Agaricomycetes; Boletales; Serpulaceae. The record is from RefSeq and is a predicted model, not a curated record.